AUGAGAAUUCACACAGGUGAGAAGCCACAUUCUUGUGAUACAUGUCGGAAAAGUUUCAGUCAACUGAGUAAUUUGUUGGUCCACAAAAGAAUUCACACUGGUGAGAAGCCACAUUCUUGUGAUACAUGUAGGAAAAGUUUCAGUCAACUGAGUAAUUUGUUGGUCCACAAGAGAAUUCACACUGGUGAGAAGCCACAUCCUUGUAACACAUGUGGGAAACGUUUCAGUCAACUGAGUAAUUUGUUGGUCCACAAGAGAAUUCACACUGGUGAGAAGCCACAUACUUGUGACACAUGUGGGAGAAGUUUCAGUAAACUGAGUAAUUUGUUGGUCCACAAAAGAAUUCACACAGGUGAGAAGCCACAUCUUUGUGAAAAAUGUGGGAAAAGUUUCAGAAAACGGGAUAAUUUCUCCGUCCACAUGAGAAUUCACUCAGGUGAGAAGCCACAUUCUUGUGAAACAUGUAGGAAAAGUUUCAGUACAAAGGGUAGUUUGUCAGUCCACAUGAGAACUCACACAGGUGAGAAGCCACAUCCUUGUGAAACAUGUGGGAAAAGUUUCAGUCAACGGUCUACUUUACGGAGUCAUUUGUUGGCCCACAUGAGAACUCACACAGGUGAGAAGCCACAUACUUGUGAAACAUGUGGGAAAAGUUUCAGUACACGGGGUAGUUUGUCUGUCCACAAGAGAAUUCACACAGGUGAGAUCAAAGAGCUGAUCAUCCGAGAAGCCCGCAAGAGACGAGGGAAACUCCAGUAUCGUGGGUCAUCAAUCCAGAUCUUUGAGGACUACACACCAGAAGUCGCUGAGGAACGAGCUAAGUACCGAGCAGUGAUGUCCGACCUCUACAACCUCACUCUCCGGCCAGCUCUUCUCUUUCCAGCCCGCCUGCAGAUCACAUUGGAGAACGGAGACAGAAAGAGGUUUUCAUCCCUCGAUGAAGCCACCGCUUUCGUGGCUAAAUAUCAGCGAGAGCCCAAAUGA
This is a messenger RNA of Salarias fasciatus (jewelled blenny), 984 nucleotides long. Its product is annotated as zinc finger protein 239-like. Gene Ontology annotation, cellular component: nucleus. NCBI's taxonomy places the organism in Eukaryota, Metazoa, Chordata, Actinopteri, Blenniiformes, Blenniidae. Gene Ontology annotation, biological process: regulation of transcription by RNA polymerase II. The coding region runs from base 1 to 984 and encodes 327 amino acids. The record is from RefSeq and is a predicted model, not a curated record. The transcript is spliced from 4 exons. Gene Ontology annotation, molecular function: RNA polymerase II cis-regulatory region sequence-specific DNA binding; DNA-binding transcription factor activity, RNA polymerase II-specific.